This is a messenger RNA of Momordica charantia (bitter melon), 1775 nucleotides long. RefSeq names its product copper ion binding / methyltransferase. Gene Ontology annotation, biological process: translation. Gene Ontology annotation, molecular function: structural constituent of ribosome; methyltransferase activity. The record is from RefSeq and is a predicted model, not a curated record. Lineage: Eukaryota; Viridiplantae; Streptophyta; Magnoliopsida; Cucurbitales; Cucurbitaceae. Gene Ontology annotation, cellular component: mitochondrial small ribosomal subunit.
GCAAAGAAUCAUCACUCCGGAGCUCCUCCGUUCUGCAAUGGCGUCCCUAGUUCAAGAAACAUCCCAAAAAAUCAUCACUCCGGAGCUCCUCCGUUCUGCCGCCAAGCAAUCACAACGAUGCCUCGUUGUCCCAGUCCGCCUCCGCCGCGCCAUUAAGAAGUACCUUCGAGAGCAAGAAGUACCUCAUUUGAAGAGGAAGGUGCUGAGGCUGUCUGAAUCAUUCAGUGGCAUCAAGGAUGUUAAUCUGCAGCUGGCAGCGACCACUUCCAAGGAGCUUGUUGAAGAUCCUUUGAAAUCCGUAGAGCAAUCCAAGCGCUGGAAGAUUAAGAGCUGCUACGGUGAUAUUGGCUUUCAAUACAGGGACGACGAGACGAUUGCUUACGUCGCCUCCCGGAUGCCUGCUGUCUUUUCUGCGUGCUACAGAGUUCUUAACGAGGUUCGUAGAAGACUACCUGAUUUCUCUCCAUCUAAUGUAUUGGAUUUCGGUGCUGGCACUGGUUCAGCUUUCUGGGCUCUGCGAGAAGUCUGGCCCCAUUCUAUAGAGAAAGUUAAUUUAGUAGAACCAUCCCAAUCAAUGCAACGUGCUGGACGGAGUCUGAUACAAGGCCUAAAGAACUUGCCACUUAUUCAUGGUUAUGACAGCAUUCAGGCGCUUAACAAAGAUAUUAGUAAGUCAGAGAGAGAACAUGACCUUGUCAUUGCUUCUUAUGUACUCGGAGAGAUACCAUCACUGAAGGACAGGGUGACCAUAGUGCGCCAGCUUUGGAAUCUUACGAAAGAUGUUCUGGUCUUAGUUGAACCUGGAACACCACAUGGAUCUAAUAUCAUAUCUCAAAUGCGAUCCCAUAUAUUGUGGAUGGAAAAAAGGAAAUGGCAUAAAUAUGAGAACAACAACAAUAUAGCUUGUAAGGACUUGGUAACUCAAAAGUGCGGUGCUUAUGUAGUUGCUCCUCAGUGUCCCCAUGAUGGAAAAUGUCCACUAGAGAACUCUGGAAAGUAUUGUCAUUUCGUUCAGCGAUUGGAGAGGACAUCAACACAACGAGCUUACAAGCGUUCCAAGGGUGAAUCUCUAAGAGGCUUUGAGGAUGAGAAAUUUUCUUUUGUUGCUUUCAGGCGUGGACAGCGUCCUCGGGAACCAUGGCCUCUUGAUGGCAUGAAGUUUGAGACGCUAAAGGAACAGCAUGCCAAAAGAAAUCCAGAAGAUCUAGAGAUCGACUAUGAGGACCUAAUAAAGUUGAACACACAAGACAUUGUUCCAUACCAAGAAGUGGAUCCAGUUACUUAUGACUCUGAUGUUAUCGAAACUGAAAAUUUUGAUGAUGGAGAAGAAGAGGAAGAAGAACAAGGGGAAUCUGUGCUUGCUGAUCUUGGUGGUGGUUGGGGCAGGAUUGUAUUUUCGCCAAUACGAAGGGGCAGGCACGUCUCGAUGGAUAUUUGUCGAUCAACAAAGCGGGAUGCCUCGGAGGGCUCGUUCGAGCGAAUUGUUGUCACACAAAGUAAGAAUCCUACUUUACACCAUCAAGCUCGAAGGUCAGUUUGGGGUGAUUUAUGGCCUUUUUGAAUUCUGUCUUCAUGUCUGGCAUCUCCUUACAUGAAUUAUAUUCACUACUAGAAAAUUUGUAUAGAAGCCUAUAGAGUUUAGACUUUCACUUAUUAUUGCUCAUUGAUUUGAGGAGCCAAGAAGUAAUUGAUGGCUGGUUGUUGGUAUUUUUAUAUUUGUAAUUCUUUUAUAUUUGAUUUUCAAUCUUAAGAGUAAAAAGUUGGCUAUUUCUUUC